AUGAAAAUCAUAAUUGUUUGUGUUAUCAUCACAAUAGUGACCGCAUCGCGCAAUCAUUUUCCAUCACAUUUGAUCACUUUAAAUGGUGAUUUGGCCCAGACAGGACAUGGAAUUGAACAGCAUCCAAAUGGAUUUUAUACAAUAAUACAUAAUGGCGAUAAUAUGCCAGCUGGCGAACAACUGAUGCAGGGUGGUGAAGCAAAUGGUCUACAACAACAACAGCAGCAGCAGCAACAACAGGAAUUAGCUUCAAAUGGCAACAAUGGUGGAGUAUUGGAAACCAGCACUAUGGAGAAUAUUAUAGAUCUUAAUCGGGCCCCAGAGCCAGUCACCGAUACUCCCGAAGUUGAACAGGCAAGACAGGCCCAUUUUGAGGCUUAUCGGGAAGCAGCUUUAAUGGCUGCAUUGGCCCCUGAUACUGAAGAGUCCAAUGGAAAUGGCUCGUCUGAAAACGAGCUAAAUGGCUUACAAUUGGAUGAGCUGCAGCAGAACACCCGCGAAAUGUUACUCAACAAGCAAAAAUCCCGAAAACAGCUAUUGACACCAAGACGUUCUUCCGCCUCCUCGGCUUCUUCUUCGGAAUUGGAAAGAGUUGGUCAAGAAAUUGGACAUCAGCAACAACAGCAAUUGAUAACAACAUAUAUUUUAACCGCCAAGGCUGAGGCUCAUGCCUUGGGUUCAGGAGCAUCCAGUUCGGAAUUGAGAAAUGGUGGCGAGGAUAAUGGAAAUGGACGAAAUGGCAAGGCCAGCGGUAAUGGAAAAGAAAAUGGCAAUGGAAAUGGUCAUAGCAAUGGAAAUGGACGUGGCAAUAGCAAUGGAAACGGAAACGGAAAUGUUCAUAGCAAUGGAAAUGGUCAUGGCAAUGGAAACGGUCAUCAUAGCAGUGGAAAUGGUAAUGGAAAUGGUCACAUUAAUGGAAAUGGCAAAACAAAUGGAAAUGGUCAUAGCAAUGGAAAUGGUCAUAGCAAUGGAAACGGGCAUAGCAAUGGAAACGGCAAAACAAAUGGCAAUUCCAUCAAUGGAAAACUUAAUGGCAAGGGAAAUCUAUCCAAUGGCAACGGAAAUUUGCAAACCCUAAAUCUCAAUUCAAAUGGACAUACUUUGCUUAACGGAAAUCUUGGCCUCAGCAAUGGUUUGGAUAAUGGCGUCCUUCACACCCUUGCCCUGGAUGAACCUCUGCAGUUGCCCAACACCGCAAACAUCGAUACAACCUACUAUACUGUGGACACCCCAGAUACCCACUAUACUGUUGUUAUACCACCCCCAACAGUUUUGAAUACUUUGCCCCAGUUGGAAUCUAUACGCCUGGGGGAUCAUGGCGCCAGUGAUUCAAUUGCCAUACCACUAUCGAAAAGUUUCACCUAUAUAACUCAACGUCUAAAGUCGCCACAUGCCUAAGGCGCAUAGUUUGCAUUGAUAUUUCUCCGUUGUUAUCUGUUGUGACAGUAUUAAGCCCAAGAUCCAACACACGUUUAUUCCAAUCGAGUUAUA
This is a messenger RNA of Musca domestica (house fly), 1491 nucleotides long. RefSeq lists its product as uncharacterized. The transcript has a single exon. Lineage: Eukaryota; Metazoa; Arthropoda; Insecta; Diptera; Muscidae. The record is from RefSeq and is a predicted model, not a curated record. Bases 1 to 1398 code for a protein of 465 amino acids.